Molecule: messenger RNA, 1668 nt
Organism: Schizophyllum commune H4-8
Lineage: Eukaryota; Fungi; Basidiomycota; Agaricomycetes; Agaricales; Schizophyllaceae
Exons: 5
Coding region: 92-1576 (494 amino acids)
Biological process (GO): cytoskeleton organization
Cellular component (GO): cell division site; cytoplasm; plasma membrane
Molecular function (GO): phospholipid binding; protein binding
Source: RefSeq, a predicted model, not a curated record
UAUAUACCCCAGGGGGCGGCCGCCAUACCCCGACGUGACGGGAUAUCUCCCCAGAGCUGCUCAUCAUCGUGGCUUGUUCUGAACCACUAUCAUGACCGUCCAUCGUCCGGUAUCGACCAUGACUGCGUCGGGCUCGCGGCCCCAGCCCGCUAAGCGCGCCGUGGAGGGGGAGGAGCUGGAGAGCGAUCCGCACGACUUCUGCAACUCGUUCUGGGGGCCGGGGGCGUCUGCGGCGACCGUGGUGUUCUCGCGUAUGCGCAGCGGGAUGCGAACGACAGAGCAGUUGCGCGAAUUUUGGGAGGAAAGAGCUCAAAUAGAAGAGGAAUACGCUGCACGCCUGGCACGUCUAGCACAAAAGACUAUCGGGGAGGAUGAGAUAGGAGAACUCCGCAAUUCCCUUGACACCAUGAUGCACGAGACGGAGGAGCAGGCGGCGGCGCACGAGCUGCUCUGCUCGCAGAUCCGCACCGUGCUGGAAGCGCACACGACGCAGUUCCUCGCGAAGCAGAAGGAGCACAAAAAGCACAAGCAGACGCUCAUGGAGCGCAACCUGAAGGCGAAGCAGGCCGCGGAGUCGCGCGUGGUGAAGGCGCGCGAGCGCUACGAGGGCGACCGCCUCAAGAUCGCGUCGUACACGCAGCAGAUGGCCAUCACGCGCGGGCAGGAGCUCGAGCGGCUGCAGGGGAAGCUGGAGGUUGUGCAGCAGACGAUCAAGACGAACGAGCGCGAGUUCGAGCAGUAUACGCGUGCGCUGGGCGACUUGGUGCCGAUGUGGGAGACGGAUUGGAAGGAGUUCUGUGAUUUGUGCCAGGAUUUGGAGGAGGAGCGGAUGGACUUCAUGAAGGACGUGAUGUGGAACUAUGCGAAUGCGGUGUCCGCUCUCUGCGUCUCUGAUGAUCAGUCCUGCGAGCGCGUUCGCGUAGCGUUGGAUCAGUUUGACCCAGAGAAAGAUGUCGAGGACUUCGCGCGCCAAUUCGGCACUGGAAAUGCCCUCCCCAGCGCGCCUACCUUCGUCCCCAGCACAGGCCAAGGCGCCUCUUCCUCCAGCAUCAUCGCCAACCCCGUGCGGCGGACCGCGACCUUCAACCGCCGCUCCCGACGCUCGACCAUCCUCGCCAGCACUCCUUCCGCGCUACAGCGCUCCUUCUCCCGCGCCAUGCCCCACAAUCGCAGCGAUAGCGUGAACGCCGACGAUGGAUCGUCCUCGAGCGGCUCGAUGCAGUCGCGCGAAAGGCCGAGGAUCGUCACGGAUGCGGCCUUGCUGAAUGGGAACGGCAAGCGCGAGUCGCAGCCGCUCCCCAUACCGGGACCCGAGAGCGCGUAUCCUGCACCGCAGGUACCUGACUUGCCGAUGACGAGGCCGCCAGAGCACCUUGGCGGCCGGAUACUCUUUUACGUGAAGGCAUUGUAUGAUUACACAGCAACAACCGACGAAGAGUUUGACUUCCAAGCUGGCGAUGUGAUCGCUGUGACUGAGACACCCGACGAUGGAUGGUGGUCGGGUGAGCUUCUGGAUGAGGCACGAAGAGAGGAAGGAAGGAAUAUUUUCCCAAGCAAUUUCGUCUGCUUGUUCUGAGUGUUGUGUAUAUACCAUCGUGGCCCCCGUGAUACCUAUUCUACUUAUUCCACGUACCCUAUCACUCGUUCCUUGCCCUUAAUCGUCCUGCU